UCAGGCAUUGAAAGAGGCCUAAUACUGUCUUGCUUAAGAAACAGAACAGUCACAGCAUGGGGAAAAAAUCUUUUGGCUUUCUGAUAUUGGGAGUCCUCUUAGCAGGUUAUAUUUAUGAACCUCUUCCAGAUAAUGUUGAAGAACCAUGGAAAAUAAUGCUGCUAAAUACCUUUUUAAAAACUUCAUCAUAUUUGGCCCAGUUUGCUGAAAUAUUGGGGCUAAACCAUUUCAUGAAAUCGAUGACAUUCUUUUCAAGCUUUCAAGGUUUUCCACCAACAUCAGACGAAAACAUAACUGUGAGAGAUACCACAUUCAACGAUAUUCCUGUCCGUGUAUACGUGCCCCAACGGAAAAUAAAAUCGUUAAGAAGAGGCUUGUUUUAUAUUCAUGGUGGUGGUUGGAGUUUGGGUAGUAAUGAUUAUUAUACCUAUGACCUUCUGUCAAGAUGGACAGCAGACAGACUUGACGCAGUUGUCAUAUCAACCAACUACAGACUAGCCCCAAAGUACCAUUUCCCAGUUCAAUUUGAAGAUGUGUACACUGCAUUAAAAUGGUUUUUAGACCCCCAAAUUCUUGAGAGCUAUGGUGUAGAUCCUGGAAGAAUCGGUGUCUCUGGAGACAGCGCUGGAGGGAAUUUAGCUGCAGCAGUAGCACAGCAGCUCUUAGAAGAUCCAGAUGUCAAGAUCAAGCUUAAGGUCCAAUCUUUAAUAUAUCCUGCCCUUCAGAAUUUUGAUUUCGAUUUACCAUCAUAUCAAGAAAAUGCACAUUAUCCAGUUCUGUCGAAAUCACUCAUGGUCAGAUUCUGGAGUGAAUAUUUUACUACAGAUAGAUCACUUAAGAAAGCAAUGCUUUCCAACCAACACAUUCCUCUGGAAUCAAGCCAUCUGUUCAAAUUUGUUAAUUGGAGUUCUUUGCUCCCUGAGAAGUUUAAGAAAGGCCACGUUUAUAAGACUCCAACUCAUGGUAGUUCGGAGCUGGCUAAAAAAUAUCCAGGGAUUCUAGAUGUGAAAGCUUCACCAUUGCUAGCUGAUGACAGCAAGUUGCGUGGUUUACCCCUGACCUAUGUCAUCACUUGUCAGUAUGAUGUCUUAAGAGAUGAUGGACUCAUGUAUGUUACUCGACUUCAGAAUUCUGGAGUUCGAGUGAUCCAUAACCACAUAGAGGGUGCAUUCCAUGGAAUACUUUCUUUUCUUUUUACUAAAGUUGGUUAUAGAGCAGCUGAUCAGUAUAUUAAUUGGCUACAUGAAAACCUGUAGUAAAAAUCUGAUCAAUAUAGAAAAAGGUAAGCCCCAGAAUUUCAGGAAAAAAGGACAAUAACCCAAUGGAUUCCUGUUAGGAACACAUGUUUUAUCUACCACAGUCUUCCUAAAUCCACAUGUACAUAACUGUUGUUGUUGUCAAGGAAUGAUUUUUAUAGGUUAGUCUCAGAGUAAUUCACUCACUUUUGUUCCUCAGAAUAGAUAGAUAUUAUUUAUCUCUAGCAUGAAUUAAGUUGUUUCUCUAAGUAUUUUUUGUCCCAGUUCAAUAUCAACUGUUCACCAUUGCAAAAUACAUUUCUUAGUGCACAAUUCAUCUCCUUAGUCCAGAAAAAUGAAAUAUAAGUCAUUAUAUAUUAAAGAUAUCUGGAUCUCUUGAAUUUUGAUGAGAGGGUAGGGAGAACUUACUUUAACCAGACAAAAGCAACAUAUACAUUUGGUUAAUCUGGGUCCUUGAGAUUGGCAAGGAGUCAGUGUAAGUAAAUAAUUCCAAAUAUGCAUGGCUGAUCAGUAAUAGGAGAAACACAAGUAAACAAAAUAUAUAUGUAUGUACAUAUGUAUAUAUAUGUACACAUAUAUGUGUGACAUAUGCUUGUAUAUGUAUAUAUGUGUAAACACACACACCAUACAUAUAUCCAUAUCCACAUACCAAACCUCAAUAUAGUAAUAUGUAUUCUAAAAUAAUUCUGGGAAAAUUAAUUAUUGAGGAAUGAAAUAGGUGAGUUUGAAGAUGUUUUACUUGAAAUAAAUUGAUUUUUAAAAAUUGUGUGUGUGCCCCUAAUGGAGACUUCCUGAAACAUUAUGAAUUCAAUAAUUUGAAAAACGCAUUUCAGAAGUCUUUGUGGAAUACUUUUGAAAGGUUGUUGCUGAAUGAUAAGACGCCGGGAUUCUUGGCCUCCGGAGGAGAUGAAUUCAGUCCAGGGCCAGAGACGAGGCUGGAUCACUCAGAGCUUUGUGUAAUAAAGUUUUAUUGAAGUAUAAAGGAGAUAGAGAAAGCUUCUGACAUAGGCAUCAGAAGGGGGCAGAAAGAGUACCCCCCUGUUAGUCUUCAGCUGGAUGUUACAUGGUCACAAGUUGUCUGUUAAUGAAAAGAAAGGAAUGUUUUAAAAUUCAGAAUGGUACCAGGCCCCUCAUCCAUAAAUUGCAUUUUGUGAUAAUCCUGGCACCAGAUGAUUCAUCCCAGGCCAUAAAAUGAUUGACUUGAAUCUUGUAGAAGGGCAGGUUACCACACAAAUAGUUUCGUUUACAUAGAUUAGGGGAACAAUACCUGAGUAUAACAUACUGGUUUGUCAAGUAGGUUCUGAGCCAUUUGGAUUGAAGACAGAGUCUGGGGUACAUUAACAUAGCUUAAGACAAACAUUUCCAUAAGAAAAAUGUACUGGUUAACUCAAGGUUUGAGAAUAGUUAGCUUCAGGUGAAACCAGGUGUCAUGGCAACAGAGCAUUUUAAGAGAAACCUCCUUUUAAAUUUGUAGAGAAGGAAAAAAAUAUCUCUAGUUUGUUUCCUCCUGCCACUUAAGAGAGAUAAAAAUGUCUGGCACUUGCAGCUUAUUUCCUCCAUUUGGAGACCCCUGGCCUUCCUGCCUGUUACCCGCCCUCUUACUUUCGUUACUGGUGUUUGCCAUUAUCCUCUGGUUGCCUCAAAGGGUGCUGCAACAGAAAAAUUUAGCUAAUAAAGACGGCCCAGUGUUACUCAAAGUUCAGUGUACUAAACAUUCAUGCUUAACUGAAUCAAUGUAUUAUUACAUGUGAUACUAUAACAUAAAACAAGCAAAAUCACUGCCAAAUAAGUGAAUGCACAUGAAUAGAGCUGGUGAGGGACAGGGAAGCCUGGUGGGUUGCAGUCCAUGGGGUCACAGAGUCGGACUGAGCGACUGACCUGACUGAUGAAUUUGACAAGAACUAGGUACAGAUGUGUAAUUCCUAUAUGAUUAUCAUUUAUACUUUCUUAAGCUUACACCUGAUUAUUUCAUAUUUAAGGCCAUUGCAAAUUUCAGUGUUUUCUUUUUGUAAUUUUCAUUUUCUAAUUGUUGAUAUCAGGAAUAUAGAAGCACACUUGCUUUUAUAUAUUGAUCUUAUUAUAUCCCAAGACCUUGCUUAAUUUACUUAUUAGUUGUAAUAGCUUUAGACUAAAUGAUUUAUGAUUUACUUUGUAGGUAAUCCUGUCAUCUGUGAAUAAGAGUUAAUUAUUCCUUAAAAAUAUGUAUGUCUUUUAUGUCUCUUUCUUGUUUUAUUGCACUGUCUAGGAUCUCCAGUAUAAUUUUAGGUACAGAAAAUUUGAAGAGAAUGGAGACUAUUUUUUUUCCAGUGUUCAGAUUUUAACUAUUAGGUCAAUCAUUUAACUGUUUGAUAUUAGGUCUGUAUUUUAGAGCUCGUUUUCACCAAAUGUGUGUAUUUUCUUCUGACUCAAGUUUCCUUGGUGACUUUGGGACCAGAAAAUAAUUGUUGGAUUUUGUCUAAUAUGGUUGCUACAUAAAAUAAGAUAAAAUAUGUUUUUUUAAAAUUCAGUUUAUCUCGUUGAUUAAUCUACAAAGUUGAUCAGUUUUUGUAUUCAGUAGAUGAAUUCCAUAAUGGCAUACAAUACUUUAUAUAAUACUUUUCUUCCUUUCUUUUUUUAAAUAACAGAUUUUUAUUCCAACUAGAGACUCUUAAUUGUGCUCCAUCAGCAUUAGGGUACUUGACAGUCAGUGAGUGACUAUAAAUUCAGCCCCACAUUUUUAUCAAAUGCCCAUCAUGAUGCCUUCGCUCUCUGCUAAAGAAAAGGGGAAAUCAUCAACAGAAAUUUCUGUCAGGUGGGAUAAAAAUGCACAACAAAAAACACAGCACAAAGUGCUCUCAUGUGUAAUUCCCCACAAGACUGGCUCUGUAUCAUUCCAUUCAGUCUAUGCCAAGCCUGCUUAUUUUGUCGAAGGUCUUUGAGAGACCCCCGCACUGUCCCACAGCCUGUGAGGUCUCCUGUGUUCAUGCACUUGCCUUCUUACCAGCUUUUGAAGUUGAUGAUUUCUUGCUCAGCUCUGACAUCCUACUUUGCCUUUUGCCUUUUCUUUUGACUUAUUCAUCAUUGAUAAUUUAAUCAUAGUUGUUUGUGGGAACCUCUGUUGUGCAUAUCCUCCUUCAUCUCUACAUUUUGCAACUGCUUGAUGCAAUCUGAGCUUCUAGUUCACCUGGAGAGAGAGCAUCAGUAGUAGCUCCUCUAAAAAGAAAUAAAAUGAACACAAAUAUUCUCCACCCCACCUCCUCUUGACAAGACUUUCAUUUGGCUGCUUAUUUUAAAUAAAUUUACAUAUUUUAAAAUGGAAAGAAAGGCAAAUGCUGUAUGAUAUCACUUAUAUGUGGGAUCUAAAAUCUACAACAAACUAAUGAAUACAACCAAAAGAAGCAGACGUGGAUAUAGAGGACGUACUGGUGAUUACAGGGAUGGGAGCGAUAUAAGAGUGGGGAGCAGGAGGUACAAACUGUCGGGUGUAAGAUAGGCUAGAAGGCUGCGCUCUGUAACAUGGGGAAUAUAGCCAAUAUUUUGCUGUAGCUGUAAAUUGAGCAUAACCUUUAAAAAUUGUAUUAAAAAGUUUUUUAAGGAUACAAGUUAGAAAAUGUAUGUUUUCAGAAAAAAUAAUUUAAAAGCAUGUGUGGUCAAAAAAGAGAAAACCCAGUUAGUAUUUUCAUGAGGCCACCUUUUUGAAAAUUUGGUAAUUUUUUGGUGAACAUUCUACUCAGAAUGGUUUUCCAAGAAAAGCACGUUUUCCUGCAGUAUUUUCUCUAAAUAUCCUGAAUUGGCUAGGUUGGGAUGAUUCAAAACACCCUGGUCACCAUCAUACCAUAACAUCACAUUUGGCUUUAUUCCCUCUGCUGAAGACAAGACAUUUUAAAAUAUUACCUUUUCUGUAAGAGUAAUUUGUUAAUACUUUGCUCAAGAUUUUUAUCUAUGUCCUUGAAGAACAUUGAUAUGCAUUUCUCUUUUCUUUGUAAUGCCCUGUCUGCUUUAGUAUCAUAAUGCUGGUCUCCUAAAAAUGAGUAGAAAUACCACUUUGUGUAGCAUUCAUAGUAUGUCUUCCUUAAAUAUUUGAAAGAACUCAAAGACACCUAGUACUACAGUUUUCUUUGUGAAAUUUUUAAUUUAACUUCUGUGAUAGGUAUACAGGACUGAAACACCUUAUUUUUUUAAAUAUCAGUGUUAGUACUUUACAUUAAAAAAAAAACUAUCUUCUUAGUAGUAGACACUUUCUAAAAUGACUCCCCAUCUCUUGCUCUUCACACACAACCAUGCAUGUUGGCUUUCCCCUUUCUAUGAGCUGGACUUCAUGCUUUCCCUUUUAGGCAUAGAAUAGGGCAAUAAUGAGGACACGGAAUUUCCAAUAUUGGGUUGUAAAAGGCUGUGACUUCUCCU
Molecule: messenger RNA, 5639 nt
Organism: Dama dama (fallow deer)
Lineage: Eukaryota; Metazoa; Chordata; Mammalia; Artiodactyla; Cervidae
Product: arylacetamide deacetylase
Exons: 5
Coding region: 57-1256 (399 amino acids)
Cellular component (GO): membrane
Molecular function (GO): carboxylic ester hydrolase activity
Source: RefSeq, a predicted model, not a curated record